Suricata suricatta (meerkat) is the source of this 537-nucleotide messenger RNA. It is a transcript of the gene MAF, whose product is annotated as MAF bZIP transcription factor. The transcript has 2 exons. NCBI's taxonomy places the organism in Eukaryota, Metazoa, Chordata, Mammalia, Carnivora, Herpestidae. The record is from RefSeq and is a predicted model, not a curated record. Gene Ontology annotation, cellular component: nucleus. Gene Ontology annotation, biological process: regulation of transcription by RNA polymerase II; lens fiber cell differentiation. The annotation marks the transcript as partial. Gene Ontology annotation, molecular function: DNA-binding transcription factor activity, RNA polymerase II-specific; RNA polymerase II cis-regulatory region sequence-specific DNA binding.
GGGGGCGCGGCGGCGGCGGGGGGCGCCCUGCACCCGCACCACGCCGCGGGCGGCCUGCACUUCGACGACCGCUUCUCCGACGAGCAGCUGGUGACCAUGUCGGUGCGCGAGCUGAACCGGCAGCUGCGCGGGGUCAGCAAGGAGGAGGUGAUCCGGCUGAAGCAGAAGAGGCGGACCCUGAAAAACCGCGGCUAUGCCCAGUCCUGCCGCUUCAAGAGGGUGCAGCAGAGACACGUCCUGGAGUCCGAGAAGAACCAGCUGCUGCAGCAGGUCGACCACCUCAAGCAGGAGAUCUCCAGGCUGGUGCGCGAGAGGGACGCGUACAAGGAGAAAUACGAGAAGUUGGUGAGCAGCGGCUUCCGAGAAAACGGCUCGAGCAGCGACAACCCGUCCUCUCCCGAGUUUUUCAUAACUGAGCCCACUUGCAAUUUGGAGCCAUCAGUGGGAUACGCCACAUUUUGGAAACCCCAGCCAUGCGUCCUCACCAGUGUAUUCACAAAAUGAAGUUUCUGUGAGAAUUGCACAUUAAAAAUGUAU